This is a messenger RNA of Aphis gossypii (cotton aphid), 1465 nucleotides long. It is a transcript of the gene y, whose product is annotated as protein yellow. The coding region runs from base 127 to 1398 and encodes 423 amino acids. NCBI's taxonomy places the organism in Eukaryota, Metazoa, Arthropoda, Insecta, Hemiptera, Aphididae. The transcript is spliced from 5 exons. Gene Ontology annotation, cellular component: extracellular region. The record is from RefSeq and is a predicted model, not a curated record.
CCACUGGUCAGGUUCCCACUUUCUCUGAAAAUGUCUGUAACUAUAAUAGGCUUAUAAAUUAGCGGCCAACGACUCAGAGUUGGUCAUUCGAUUAUUCGCCAUCGAUAUCGUUAACGAAGAAUAACCAUGUCUCUCUACAGGGUUAUAGUUUUGGUUUCAUGUCUGUUAGCCUCAGCUACAGCUUUACAAAAACUCACAGAGUUAUACAAAUGGUCAUCGUUAGAUUACACAUUUUCUAGUGAUGAACACAAAAGUUAUGCUUUAGAACGAGGAGAAUUCGUGCCAGAAAACAAUUUGCCGGUGGGAAUCGAAGUAUGGAAAAAUAAACUGUUCGUCACUGUUCCAAGAUGGAGUAACGGAGUUCCAUCUACGUUAAAUUACAUACCAUUGGACGUAAGUUCAACCCAAUCACCAAAAUUGACACCAUACCCAAAUUGGGCAUACAAUAGAGAGGGAAACUGUGAUGGUUUGACAACUACCUACAGAGUAAAAGCUGACAGCUGUAACAGACUUUGGGUUUUGGAUUCUGGAACUGUUGGAAUUGGUAAUACAACAAAGCAAGUAUGUCCAUACGCUAUCCACGUAUUUGAUUUAACCACAGACAAAGUAUUAAGGAAAUACAAUUUAAGACCAGAAGAUACAAAUGAUCGUACAUUCAUUGCUAAUAUCGCUAUUGAUAUUGGAUCUAAAGGAUGCGAUGACACGUUUUUGUACGCAUCUGAUGAGCUGGGCUACGGUCUAAUAUCUUACAGCUGGGAAUUAAACACAUCGUGGAGGCAUACGCACAGUUUUUUGAUGCCUGACCCAUUAGCGGGAGAUUAUAAUAUCGGAGGUAUCAACUUCCAAUGGGGAGAAGAGGGAAUAUUUGGAAUUACGUUAUCACCAAUAACUGAAAGUGGUUUCCGAUUAUUAUUCUUCCACCCACUAGCCAGCAACCGUGAGUUUGCCGUUUCUACAGAAAUUUUACGUAAUCCCAAACUCACCUCUGAAGAAAUAUAUCACGAUUUCGUUGUACUACCAUCCAGAGGUGCUGGUGGUCACAUUACUGCACACUACAUGCACGAUGAUGGAAUUCUUUACUUCAAUUUGAUCGACCGUAAUGCUGUAGGCUGUUGGAAUUCUAGACUUCCAUAUGAACCUAAAAAUUUGGGAAUUAUAGAUGUGGAUGACGAAGCUUUGAUUUUCCCCAGUGACGUCAAAGUAGAUUCGUUAAACAACCUUUGGGUUAUUUCUGAUAGAAUGCCCAUUCAUUUAUUGUCAAAACUGAACUUCAAUGAUAUCAACUUCCGUAUUUUCUACGCACCUGCCGAUACGGCUUUGGCUGGUACAGUUUGUGCAAACAAUAUCCCUUAUACUCCACACGAACAGUCAAAUUAUGUCACCUCUAAUGUAUAUUAAAAACAAAAAAAAUAAACCAUUUCAAUAUCCAUUUUGUAUAAUAUCCAUUAUAAUACAAAUAAAUUAA